CCAUAGUCCAACGCUCUCCGUACUCGCACAAGAAAAAACCGCCGAUCGAUCGAUAGCUCUCAGAUUCCAUAUGUAGAAGCUACAUGGCGCAAUUGCCCCCUUGCCUUUAAAAAUGGCCACAGGACGACAAACCCGCGCAGACCGCUUGAAUGAGCGCCUUCGAGGCGCGCAGCGCGCCAACGUAGACGAUGAAUCCUUCCAUCUCGACAUCAACAGCCUUGACAUCGGAGGCCUUGCCAUUGCAUCAUCCAUCGCAUCAGCCUCGAGUCCGGCGGCCCGGAACAAAUACUCUCCCACUACCUCAGCAAAGAGAAGGAAACUGGAUAAGAAUGCGACAGCUCCUCCAGAGCCUAAAUCGAGUUCCACGCCUCGACGACGGCGGGUCAGGUCCCAGCCCACAGAGCCACUGAUCGAACUGCCAACUCUGCCGAGCGAACCGAUGGACUACGACGCGGCGGAACAGGAGGAUGGCGAUGAUGACGGGGCUACACCCAGGCCGAGCAGGACAUAUCCGGUACCGAUGUCUAUGAGUUCUGUGCGGACCGUCGAUCCUCAGGUGGCAGACGAGCUUGAAACUUUGCCCCCACACCCUGGCGUUCAAUCACCUGUACCUAUGCAAUCUCCUGGCUCGGUGCGCAAAUCCGAUAUGAUGAUCAUCGAAGAGGUUUCAGAAUCUCCCGCGGAUGCGCCAGGAAGCGGAAAGCGGCGCCGGGUGCCUAUGAGCGAGACUCUCAGCUCUAGCGUGAGGUUGAUGGGUGUGCUAUCUUCAGACGACGGAAUUCCUAUGCCCUCGUCACCCCUUAAGAACAAGGCGCGUCGCAAUGGUGCAGCUACAGUCCGAUCCUCGCAAAGGUCAGCUGGAAGAGUAUAUGGCCAGGAUACGAGCCACUUGGCGGAUGAACUGUCGUCGGAUAACUUCCCCCAACUAGCAGGAAUAGAAGAGGAAGCGGAAAUUGAGGAAAUUGAGGCUGAGGCUACCGACUUGGUUAUUGAGGAGAGUACCUUGGCACAAGAUGAAGAGGAGCAAGAGGAGCAAGAGGAAGACCAAGAAGAGGAACAAGAGAACGACAAUGGCAUUGACAUGGAAAAAGUGGCAAGAAUUUUAGAGAGGGAAAGCGUGAGGCACCCACGAGAACCAUCUCCAGAAUUGGGAUCACAGGAAUUGGAGGAUGCAGAAGAAGUCGAAGAGGAGGAAUUGGAACUUGAACCCGAACCAGAAGAGGAAACUGAGCCUGAUGUAGAGGAAGCAACUGAGGCCGAAGAAGAAGAGGAGGAGGAGGAGGAAGAGGUGACAGUUCUGCCAACACCUCCCAAGCGAAAGCGCGGACGGCCAAGCAAGAGCCCAACCGUUCAAAAACAACCUGCUGCCAAGCCGAAACCUGCUAAACCACGAAAGCGCGUCGAGGCACAGCCGCAAGAUUCCAACGACGAAAACGACGAACGGCAACCUAAGAAAGGCAAAACGAAGAAACGACAUAGCGACCAGAGUGAGGGCGAUGGUGGAACGAUUGAAAUCACUGUCCAGCGAUUCGUUAACCAUAAGAAGCGUGGCCAUGAGGAUGACGAUGUAGAUCCUCUGCAGAAUGAGAUGGCAUUCGUCAACCACGGAGGAGAAAGUGUGAUUGAUGUUUUCGCUCAGGUCUGCGACGAGGUGAUUUCCUCAACAUUGGAGCAGUUUCAGGAGGUGGCUAGUGGUGCAGAUGACCCGGCAAAGAAGAAGGAGUAUCGCAUCAAAAUGCGAGCUAUUGAGGCUUACCGAGAGGAGCUCAAGUCUCGGUUCCUUCAACACGCUAUUCACUUGAACCACUGGCAUUCAUUGCGGAAACGAGUUCGACACGUGCAGAAAGAGAGGAUGGCUUUGCGCGAAGAGAUUAUGCGUAUCAAAGCCGAGCGAGAGCAGGUUGCUCUUCGCAUGGAUGCUAUUAGAAUCAAGCACGAGGCUGAUUCUAGAGAGUCAAAGUAUUGUCUCGACGCGUCUUCUCUCAUGCACGAUGUAGAUCUUGCCGUGGAACAGGGCCGGGAAGCACCAGAGCUUCCACGAGCGGCGCAAAGGGAGGCCGAAUUGGCCAAUCUCGAGCUGCUUGUGUCUCGCGUAUCAGAGCAAGCUAGCUCGUCAAGCUUUACAGGCGGGAUGCUCAAACAAGUCAAGGAGUUUAACUCAUUCUUAGAGCGGGCUGCGAUGGCACUUGAAUCACGAUGAUACCCCCCUCGUUAUUAAGCAAUUGUUUUAUUCAUUAUUUUGUACAAUACCCCCGCGUUACUGGAUCUUGGCCUUACUG
Trichoderma virens Gv29-8 is the source of this 2279-nucleotide messenger RNA. RefSeq lists its product as uncharacterized. The record is from RefSeq and is a predicted model, not a curated record. The transcript has 5 exons. NCBI's taxonomy places the organism in Eukaryota, Fungi, Ascomycota, Sordariomycetes, Hypocreales, Hypocreaceae. Bases 113 to 2200 code for a protein of 695 amino acids.